Ceutorhynchus assimilis (cabbage seed weevil) is the source of this 2369-nucleotide messenger RNA. The record is from the annotation of a GenBank genome assembly. NCBI's taxonomy places the organism in Eukaryota, Metazoa, Arthropoda, Insecta, Coleoptera, Curculionidae.
AAACAACAUAACCUUACUUUUUUUUCAAUUUUUUCAUUUCCAAGAUAAAAUUCCAUUUAUUUGUUAAUAACAAUUGAAAGAUAAUUACUAAAUAAAUAGAAAUUCAGUGUUUAUUUUCCUUUUAUCUUAUCUGUUAUCACAGAUCCUCCGUCACGACGUCACGAGGCGGUUUUUAUUAAACGUAGGCAGUUGUGCUCCAUUUUUUAUUGUUAAUUAAUUAAUUAGUGAAAAAUAAUUAAAAUGAAUCUUUCGUGCAGCAGCAAAAUGAUUAAAUAUUUGAUGUUCGGCUUUAAUCUAUUUUUUGUUAUAUCCGGUAUAAUCAUUAUAGCAGUUGGCGCAGCGGUAAAGACCGUCUACACCGAGUAUAGCCAAUUCCUGGACGGGAAAUAUUUCUCGUUGCCUAACAUGUUGAUAGCCACUGGCGCCCUGAUCUUCAUGAUCUCGUUUUUCGGCUGCUGCGGAGCCUUAAAAGAAAGCUGGAUAAUGCUGGGAAUUUUUUCCAUUUUACUGUUUAUAAUUUUCGUAUUCGAGUUCGCUUCGGGUAUUGCCGGGUACGUACUAAAAGGCAAAACGGCUGAUUACCUGGAUUCCACCUUGCGAGCAAAUUUGCUCGUUUACAACCAGACUCACGACGUUUGGGACUUAAUUCAGACCACUUUUCAAUGUUGCGGCGUUGACAACUACCACGACUGGCAAGGUCACCUGAACGGCACCUACGACCUGCCACUGUCCUGUUGUCCGACGGUCAGUGGCGUAACAGCGGCGUUUUACUGCAACAGCCGCAACGACACCACAAUAAGUACGACAACUUCAGUAUUAAGUACUACAAGUACAGAUUCAAGUACGGCGACUACGACAGUGUCAAGUACUACUACGACAACUUUAGCUACGACACCGACAACGAAAAAUACUUCUGAGACUUCUGAGUCUACUCCUACUAGUCCUACUACUCCUAGUUCAACAACCCCAAAGCUCGAACCCUCAUCUUCUGACCCCAAUGUUAGACGUAAACGAGCCCUAAUCGACGAAAAUUCUACCCCCCACCCGUCCACUUCUCCCCCUUACGCGGCCGGUUGUAAAGCGGCCUUUGGCGAUUACGUGAAAAAACACGCCGUCCAAAUUGGCGGCUGCGCAUUGGGUCUCGCGGUUGUGCAGAUUUUAGGUAUUGCGUUUUCGUGCCAUCUGGUACGUCAAUUGAAGAACGGAUACUAUAGUACUUAAUUUGAUUAAUUGAUUGAUUAAUUUGAAUAAUUGAUUAAUUUGAUUAAAUUGAUUAAUUGAUUGAUUAAUUUGAUUAAUUGAUUGAUUAAUUUGAUUAAUUGAUUUGAUUAAUUGAUUGAUUAAUUUGAUUAAUUGAUUGAUUUGAUUAAAUUGAUUAAUUGAUUGAUUAAUUUGAUUGAUUUGAUUAAUUGAUUAAUUUGAUUAAUUGAUUGAUUAAUUUGAUUAAUUGAUUAAUUUGAUUGAUUUGAUUAAUUGAUUGAUUAAUUUGAUUAAUUGAUUAGUUGAUUGAUUUGAUUAAUCGAUUGAUUAAUUUGAUUAAUUGAUUGAUUUGAUUAAUUGAUUAAUUUGAUCAAUUGAUUGAUUAAUUUGAUUGAUUGAUUAAGAAGCCAUAUUUUUAUAUUCCUUUUAUUAUAAUAAUUAUUGUUAUGUUUGGGACGUUAUAAAUAAAAUAUACAGUUUAAUCACUCAUUGAGUGUAAUUUUGGCGGGAAAUUUGAAUUUUUUUUCAAAAUUACCCUUUUCCCUACUGAUUGAUUUGAUUUGAUUAAUGAUUGAUUGAUUUUUUCAAAAUUCACACUCUUACAUUUUAAUUUUUUCCUGGAAAACUGACAAAGAGAAAAUUGUGAAAUUUUACAAGGAGAAAGAGGAAAGUCAGGAGCUCAUUAUAGGAAAAUUUCAAAAUUUUCCAAUGAAAAAUGACUCCAGGAAAAAUUCCAGAAUAUUGACUUUUAUAGGCAAAAUUAUGGAAAAUACACUCUUUUACAUUUUAAUUUUUUCCUGGGAAACUGGCAAAGGGAAAAUUUUGAAAUUUUUCCAGUAGAGAGAGGAAAGUGUGGAGCUCAUUAUAGGAAAAAUUCAAAAUUUUCCAAUGGAAAAUGACUGCAGGAAAAAUUCUAGAAAAUUGACUUAUUUAAGCAAAAUUAGGAAAAAUUCACCUCUUGCAUUUUAAUUUUUUCCUGGAAAACUUGCAAAAGGAAAAUUUUGAAAUUUUUCCAGGAGAGAGAGGAAAGUGUGGAACACAUUAUAGGAAAAUUUCAAAAUUUUCCAAUGAAAAAUGACUCCAGGAAAAAUUCCAGAAUAUUGACUUUUAUAGGCAAAAUUAUGGAAAAUACACUCUUUUACAUUUUAAUUUUUUCCUGGGAAACUGGC